AUGGCGACCCGAACCUUGUCGAAGCGGAAGCAUGGAAGGGUUCCCGCUGCGGCUCUACACUACUCCAACACUGGACAGGUUGGAGGAACAGGAAAGAUCUCCUUACACUACAAAUGGGACACAUGGGAGUUGAGGGGCAACAUGCUGGUCGUGAAUGGAGUAUCUAUGUGUCAUGGCUUACCCCAUGAGCUACAUGACCAGACGGAACCAUCCUACCUUUUGAAGACGCCCGAUAUGUCACAUCUUCUUUCGGCACGUGGAGCCAGCGUGGCGUCCAUCUACAUUAUCCGAGAUAUCGACUGA
This is a messenger RNA of Neurospora crassa OR74A, 303 nucleotides long. RefSeq lists its product as hypothetical. The transcript has 2 exons. NCBI's taxonomy places the organism in Eukaryota, Fungi, Ascomycota, Sordariomycetes, Sordariales, Sordariaceae. The record is from RefSeq and is a predicted model, not a curated record. The coding region runs from base 1 to 303 and encodes 100 amino acids.